Myxocyprinus asiaticus (Chinese sucker) is the source of this 604-nucleotide messenger RNA. RefSeq lists its product as uncharacterized. Lineage: Eukaryota; Metazoa; Chordata; Actinopteri; Cypriniformes; Catostomidae. The transcript is spliced from 3 exons. The coding region runs from base 42 to 506 and encodes 154 amino acids. The record is from RefSeq and is a predicted model, not a curated record.
CUCUUUCUCAUCACUCCUGCUUCACUGGAGACUCACACAUCAUGAAAUUCACUGUGUCUCUGAGUGGACUUCUGCUUGUUCUGCUUCCUCUUUUGACACAAAGUGUGCAGGGAGAGUCUGUGGACAUUGACACCCUUGCCCGCAUUAUAAACUUCUUUGAGCAAAACUAUAAGAGAGUCGAUAAAGAUGGACAUCCUCGCCAGUAUGCUACAGCCAUCAACGUGCAAAAGAAACAAUGUCAAGAGCUCUUCAUUCCUUCACAGGAAAACUUCCUGACUCAGGAGAAUGCAGGAAAUGUGAAAAAUGCCAUUACUGACGAGACAAAUGCAGUAUACCAAGGUACAGAGCUCAUCGCUGCAGGAACAAAGAAGGUUGUAAUCAGUAAAAAGAAGCAAUACAAUAUGCAUUCAGAGUCUCUACUUCUGAAUCCUGCUGACAACUCACCGAUGACAAACCUCUUGAAUAAAAAAAAAAGACGACAGCUGCACCAUUUUCUACACCUUUGACUCUCCCUGUGUUGACACGUGUCUUAAUGAGCAAAGCGAUCACAGCAUUAUAAAAGCGCUUGACAACUGGAAAAAACACAGUGGAAUUAAAGCUUUUG